CAUCAUUAUCGCCUCCUUCUCCCGCUACCUCAGGGAGCGUGCGCUUGGGCCACGAUACGACUUGGCCACGACGACGUGCGCACAGAGUGACGAGCCGCGAUGACCCGGAGUACGAGAACGCAGCGCGGAGCGAUGCCGUUGCCCUCGCCUUGGCUCAUCCUCGUAUUUCUGCUGCUACAGGGUAACCCGGUGGAUGUGGCGAAGCUACCCGGCGAUUUGAACGAGGAGGACGAACUCGGCAACAAUUUCAACAAAGGAAGCAACAAUCAGGACGGCGAUCCAGAGGGGGCCUUGUCAAGCAACGAAGAAGCCCAAGGUCUUUCUAAUUACACUGCAUACGAGGAAUGGAUGGACGAUUAUCCGACCUGUAACGGAAUGCGACAGUCACCCGUCGACGUUGAGAAUGAAAAAGUUGAAACAAAGAUACUCGAUGUUCACGGAUUGCGUGGAAGCGGUUAUAAAGUUCAACCCAUAUCAAUGACAAUAACAAAUAACGGGCAUUCAGUCAUGUUAUCUGGCAAAUGGCCAAAGAACAAAACACCAACAAUUUGGGGCGGGCCUUUACCAGGCGUCUACAUGUUCACCCAGAUGCAUUUUCAUUGGGGCGCAGAUGACAGUUACGGUAGUGAACAUACUUUUGACCAAGAAAGUUUCCCACUAGAAGUACAUGUUGUACACUUUAAAACGGCGUAUGGAAAUAUGUCUAAUGCUUUAGAAUACGAUGAUGGUGUACUAGUUAUUGCAACUUUAUUAGCGAUUGGCGAACACCAAAAUGUUGCUCUUGAUAAAAUACAAGCUAAUUUUCAAGAUAUUUUGACCCCUGGUCAAUCAAAGACAUUGGAACCCUUCGCUUUGAAGUAUUUUAUAGGGGGAAUAUUCAACGGAUCCUACGUUAGCUAUUUAGGAUCACUGACUACACCACCUUGCUCCGAAGCAGUAAUUUGGUUUCUGUCAUUACGUAUCAGGAGUGUUUCUACAGAGCAGAUGGAGGCAUUUAGACAAAUAAAAUUAAACAAUGAUUUCAAAUAUAAUAAUAGAAAUACGCAGCCACUGAAUGGUCGACAAAUUAUGCAUUAUCACUACACCAGUGAAUGAAUGUGCAUAAGAUGUGUGAGAGACCAUUAGCUUUUAUUAAACAAAUCAUUACUCAUUUGAUAAUAUCAAGUUUCUUAAAACAGCAAAAAUUUUAUUACUGAACAAGAUAAAACAUUUAUUUUAAUAAAAAAAAAUAUAUUAGGUGCUAUCAGUUACAAAUUCAUUCAAGUGAAAUUUAAUGAAAAGAGAAAUAGCGGAUAAUUUAGAUAUGAAUUGUUGACAUUGAAUAAAAA
Molecule: messenger RNA, 1328 nt
Organism: Ceratosolen solmsi marchali
Lineage: Eukaryota; Metazoa; Arthropoda; Insecta; Hymenoptera; Agaonidae
Product: carbonic anhydrase 2-like
Exons: 6
Coding region: 100-1095 (331 amino acids)
Cellular component (GO): cytoplasm
Molecular function (GO): carbonate dehydratase activity; zinc ion binding
Source: RefSeq, a predicted model, not a curated record